Hippoglossus stenolepis (Pacific halibut) is the source of this 2233-nucleotide messenger RNA. RefSeq lists its product as uncharacterized. NCBI's taxonomy places the organism in Eukaryota, Metazoa, Chordata, Actinopteri, Pleuronectiformes, Pleuronectidae. The record is from RefSeq and is a predicted model, not a curated record. Gene Ontology annotation, molecular function: proton transmembrane transporter activity. Gene Ontology annotation, biological process: proton motive force-driven ATP synthesis.
GAACAAUACAAUAUAUAAGCAGAGAAAGUAACAACAGAGACGCAGGGAAUGUUGGGAAAAAAACAUUUAUAACUGAACACUUUCAGUUAAAUGUUCAUUCACGGUACAUGCACCAACACUUAUCCACGUCCAACAUGCAUAAAGCAUUAAUGACAGACCAGUGUCAAUGUGCUGGAUAAGCAGGGACUGUGAAAGGCGAAGUGAUAACGGGCUGCUCAGAAGGGGGGCGUUCACUGUCACAUGUUACAUAAAGGUGACCAACUCAGUGUGCGUUGCUACUGGACCUCUGCACUGCAGAAAGGGAACAUUUCACGGAGAGAUGGCGGCUUCCCUCCUGAGGAUGGGACGACUGGGUUGUAUCAAGUGCUUGCAGGCUGACAGGUGGAGUACUCUAAGCAGAGCCCCUGUAGCUGUAGCCCUAAGCACAAAAUCUGGAGGUAACAAAAAAUCGUCCAAAAAGAACAUCUCAGACAAAGACCAGGCUAAAACAUACUUCGAUCUAGAGAAACUUGUCCAGCACAAGUCAUAUGUGCCUCCCAAGAAAGAAGUUUCUGCAGCGACAGCCGUAGCUGCAGCUGAAACAGUCGCUGAUCCAGUGCUUGGGGUUACUCUCACAGCUUCAGCAACAGAAUCCAUACCUGUUGUUGAAACAGUCUCUGAAUGUGUCCCAGAAGCUGUACCUGUUGCUGAAGCUGCCACUGAAGCUACACCUAUUAUUGAAGUUGUUGCUGAAGUGGUUGCUGAAGCGGUUGCUGAAACUGUACCAUUGGUUGAGGCUGUUGCAGAAGCUUUUGCUGAAGUUGGACCAGUGGGGGAAGCCAUUGCAGAGGCUGCUGCAUCUAUAGCUGAAACUGCUGCUACUCCACCAGCUAAACAGCCUGCUCAAGUUGCUCCCAUUGAAGCGGUCCCUCCAAUUGCAGAAGCUCCUGCUGAGUCAGUGCCAGCCCCAGAGUCUGUGGCUGAAGCUGCUCCUGUGGAAGCGGCCCCAGAGUCUGUGGCUGAAGCUGCUUCCGUAGACGUGGCCCCAGAGUCUGUGGCUGAAGCUGCUCCCCUAGACGCGGCCCCAGAGUCUGUGGCUGAAGCUGCUCCCGUAGACGCGGCCCCAGAGUCUGUGGCUGAAGCUGCUCCUGUCGAUGUGGCCCCAGAGUCUGUGGCUGAAGCUGCUCCCGUAGACGUGGCCCCAGAGUCUGUGGCUGAAGCUGCUCCUGCCGACGUGGCCCCAGAGUCUGUGGCUGAAGCUGCUCCCGAGACGUGGCCCCAGAGUCUGUGGCUGAAGCUGCCCUCGGACGUGGCCCCAGAGUCUGUGGCUGAAGCUGCUCCCUUCGACGUGGCCCCAGAGUCUGUGGCUGAAGCUGCUCCCGUCGACGUGGCCCCAGAGUCUGUGGCUGAAGCUGCUCCCGUAGAUGUGGCCCCAGAGUCUGUGGCUGAAGCUGCUCCCGUAGAUGUGGCCCCAGAGUCUGUGGCUGAAGCUGCUCUUGUCGACGCGGCCCCAGCGCCCGUGGCUGAAGCUGCUCUUGUCGACGCGGCCCUAGCGCCCGUGGCUGAAGCUGCUCUUGUCGACGCUGCCCCAGCGCCCGUGGCUGAAGCUGCUCCGGUCGAAGUGGCCCCAGCGGAGGUUUCUGCCUCUGUAGAAAGUGCUGAAGAGCUGGUGGACCCUGCUCCAGUCAUAGCUGAAGCUGCAGGAGAGGAACUGCAGGUGGAAGCCCCAGCUGAACCAGCUGAACCAUCUGAGGCUCCAAUGGACCCAAUUCAGAAGCUCUUCCUGGACUCCAUCCGCGAGUACUCGACAAAAAGCCAGGCUGCUGGGGGGCUGGUCGAUGCAGGUUCAGAAUAUGAGAAGGCUUUAGCAGAGGAGAUUGCAAAGCUUCAAAGACUCUAUGGUGGUGGCGACCUAACAUCUUUCCCUGACUUGAAAUUCACAGAGCCCAGCUUGGAUGAAGUUUCCCAGAAGUGAACAUCAGCACUUUGCAAUGAACCUUUUCUACUGACACCUGUUUCCUGUACAUCUCCAUAGUGGAGCAUUAAAUGUCUGCUUACUGUCAAGUUGCAACAAACCCUUGAAUCUUGCUUUGUGUCUGAGACUAGACCUGUUUCAAUGACUAGAUAUGGAAGAUAAAGUAGUAGAUGUACAUAUUUGGCAGACCAAGUGAGAGUGAGCUGUGACAUAAACUUUGUGUAGAUUGAUCCAUGUCUGAGCUUAGUAUAAGGAAAACAUUAAAUUCCAUUUCAUAUC